AAAUGAUAUGAGCGCAAGUUGUGCAAUUAUGCAAAUGUCAUACUUGUGUUUUCCCGCUUGUAAACUUUAUUGGCUGAUUAGAUACAACUGAUAGAGAAGUAGAGUCGGAAGGUUCGAUAUUUUCGAUAUACGUGAUAGAGUAUGAUGUCUUGGGGCCAAUUACAUAAAGAAGUAAAGAAGGUUAAGGUUGCAGCACAAAAAGUAGCUGCGAUGUCAAGGCUGAGAAGAAAUGUCAAAGACUGAAUCACAGCCGGUUCAUUAGUUACGAUGAGUUUGACCAAAGAAUGACUUGCAUGUUGGCUUUGCAAAUGCAAAGGUGCGAAACGUACUACAAAGAUUACAUAAUCUACUUUCGGUAGUAUCGAAUCUCUCGCCAGUCGCAUUUCUGCAAUUAGAUUCGAAUUGGCAGGGGGCAACGACAGUGAAUCCUUUACGCGAUGUCAAUGCAUAAGUGGCUGUCAACUGGUUCUAUAUACUUGAAUGUUGAAGCGAAUGAAGAGAAAGAUGGAAAUACAGAAAGUGAUAGCCGAGCAAUGCCUAGUAAUUCAGCUGGUCUCUUCAGUUAUGUUGCAAUUACAUGGAUGUCCAGGGUUAUGUGGAAAGCAUUUAGACAUGGGUUGACUGUAGAUGAUUUGUAUGAGUUGCAGAUGUCUGAUCGUGCUGAACCAAAUGCACAUCGUUUAGAAAAAUUAUGGAAUGAUCAUGUCAGAACAUAUGGAGAAAAAUCAUCAUUAUCAAGUGUGGUAUGGAGGUUUUGCCGAACUCGUUGCAUUGUGGCCAUGACCUUUAUGGUGCUUGCUGUAAUUUUUCAGUUCAUGGGUCCAGCUGUGAUUCAGAAAUUUAUUCUAGAGUAUGUCAGUGAUAAACAGGAAGAAUUUCCCUUGUGGUGGGGAUUAAUGCUUGUGGCUAUACUUUUUGUAUGCCAGUUGUUGCGUAAUUAUUGCUUUGGUGCUGGAUAUGUAAUGGGUUUACACACUGCUAUUCGUGUGCAAGGUGCUAUGCAAUUUUUGGUAUAUAAAAAGAUGUUAAUGUUACGAAGCGGAGGAGAACGAGUCCUAGGACAGAUUUUGACGUUUUGCACUAAUGAACAAGAACGCCUCUUUGAAGCUUGCCAUAUGGGAGUUCUUAUGUUCGGAACACCAGUGAUGUUCAUAAUGAGCGUAACAUAUUCUCUUCUUGUCCUUGGUCCAUGGGCACUGGGAGGAAUAGCUCGUGUCACUAGCUUGGUUCGUAUUGGUACUGUGCAAGUCACAGAUCAGCGUGUAAGUCUCAUGAGUGAAAUUUUGAAUAGCAUUCGGCUUAUCAAAAUGUACGCUUGGGAAGACAGUUUUGCUGAAAAAAUUGCAGAUGUUCGAAAUCUGGAGCGGAAACAACUUCAGAAAGCUGCAUUUCUUCAGUCCUUUAGUAAUACUGUAACACCAGCCAUUACUGUCCUGGCAUCAAUUACGACUUUCCUUUGCUACAGUUUAACAGGUCAUGAUCUUUAUGCUACUGAAGCUUUCACAGUUUUUGCUGUAUUUACUGCUAUGCAGUUUACUGUUGGUACACUGCCCUAUGGAAUAAAGUGCCUGGCGGAAGCAAAUGUUAGUUGUAAGAAGAUUCAGAAAUUCUUGCAUCGACCAAAUUAUGAAUCUCCAUUUUCAAAAAUGGUUAGCGACGAUAUAAUUCACAUUCAAAAUGGUGUUUUUGCCUGGGAAUCUCAAAAACGAGAAGAAAUAUCUCGAAAGAAAGGUCGCAGCAAGAAAACAUAUCAAACAAAAUCAAAUGAUGUUGCGAAUGGCAGUGCCAAAGAUGAAAGAGGAGCUUUCUUGACACAUGAAGAAAUGCAACCUGUUAUAGCUUUACAGAAUUUAACCUUGAAUGUUGCUAGAGAAAAAUUGAUAGGAGUGUGUGGAAGUGUUGGUUCUGGAAAAAGCUCUCUACUUUCUGCUAUUAUGGGUGAUAUGAUGAUGGUAUCUGGUGACCUUCAAGUGAUGGGGAGUGUUGCCAUCGUCUCUCAGCAAGCUUGGAUUUUUAAUGAUUCAGUUCGAGAGAAUAUUCUUUUUGGACUACCAUUUCAAGAGGAUAAAUAUCAGGAAGUUAUUGAAUGUUGUAGCUUACAGCGUGAUUUAGAACUGUUGGCCAAUGGUGAUAAAACAGAAAUUGGGGAAAGAGGAUCCAAUUUAAGUGGUGGCCAGAAACAAAGGAUUAAUCUGGCUCGAGCAGUAUAUGCUGAUAAGGAUAUCUACUUGCUGGAUGACCCAUUGAGUGCUGUUGAUGCCAAAGUUGCGAGAAAUAUUUUUAAUUACUGUGUAAAAACCAAAUUAAGUAAUAAAACAGUUCUUCUUGUUACACAUGGAAUGCAAUUUUUAGAACAGUGUGAUGAAGUUCUUUAUAUGAAAGAUGGUGUUAUAUCGGAACGAGGAACUCAUCAAGAACUUGUUGAAUCAAAGAAAGACUAUUAUCAGAUGUUACAGUUUGACCAAGUCAGAGAUAAAAAGGUUGUUGCAGAAAAUGCUGCGGCAAUGGGUGACUCCUGUUUGAAUGGGGAAAUAAUUGGCGAUGAAGCUGCAGGAAAGUUGACAUCAGAGGAAGAACACAACAUGUCACAAACAGGUUUCAGAGCUUAUCUUCGCUAUGCACAGUUUUGUGGUGGUUUUUGUAUUAUGCUGUUGUUACUGCUCUUGGUAUUGUUUUUUACACUUUCAAGACUCGCAUCUGGAAUUUGGUUGCGAAAGUGGUUGGAUGAAGGAGAUGGAAGAGAGGCAGAGCGUCGCAGUGAUAAUACUUCAAAGUAUGAAAAUUACACUGAAAUAGAAAUGAAAGGAAAAGUAAAUAACAAUCCCUUCUUGUGGAUAUAUCAACUUGUUUAUGGCCUUCUGUUUGUUGUAAUGAUGCUCCUUGGAUUAUUCAAAGGCAUUUUAAUUGCUCGACAGUUGUUAUUAGGCUCUUCGUGCCUCCACGAUACAAUGUUCCGCAAAGUGAUGAGAUGUCCCAUUUCAUUUUUUGACACCACACCCACGGGAAGAAUAUUGCAACGUUUCUCCAAAGAUAUGGAUGAAUUGGAUGUACGUGUGCCAUUUUUUUUUGAAUUUGUAUGGCAAGGAUUGAUGUUCGUGAUUACACAAAUGGUCUUAGUUUGCGUCAUUUUUCCAAUAUUUUCCAUUCCAAUGGCAGUAGCAACAGGGUUGUUUGUCCUUCUUGAUAUUUGGUUAAAUAUUGGACUCAGAGAAACCAAAAAAUUGGAUAAUCUUUUGAAAUCUCCUGUCAUUAAUCAUAUAUCCUCUACAAUGGCAGGAUUGUCUGUUAUCAGAACUUAUGGUAGGCAAAAGGUAUUUCUUGAAAGGUUUUGUGGGAAACUUAAUCGCACUUUGGCAUCUGAUUUUAUAUUUCGUUCUUCUAUACGAUGGUUCACUUUUCGCAUGGACAUGAUUGCUGUUGUGAUGGUGACAUUAACUGGCUUAGUUGUGGUUGUGUGUAGAGAUUCUGUUUCUGCAGCCAACUGUGGACUUGCACUUUCCUGUGUUUUUGCGGUUAGUACAUUUGUUCCCUUUGUGAUGCAGUUAAAAUCUGAAAUGCAGGCACGUUUUACUUCUGUUGAAAGGAUUCUUGAAUAUACUGAGGAUUUACCUGAAGAAGCACCUGUGAAACUACCUGACACAGCGCCUCCAACUAAUUGGCCUUGGUCAGGUGCUAUUCAAUUACAUAAUGUUCAGUUAAGAUACCGUCCAGAUUUACCUCUUGUUCUUCAUGGUGUUACUGCAAAUGUUAAAGGAGGAGAAAAAAUUGGAGUUGUGGGAAGGACUGGUGCUGGUAAAUCAUCAUUGAUUACUACUUUACUGAGAUUGACUGAACUUGCUGGAGGCAGAAUAUUAAUAGACAGUAUUGACAUUUCCAAAAUCGGAUUACACGAUUUAAGAUCGGCAGUGGCCAUUAUACCUCAGGAUCCAGUGCUUUUCCAGGGCACUAUGAGGUACAAUCUUGAUCCUUUUGGAGAACAUUCGGAUGAGAAAAUAUGGGAAGCAUUAGAGAAAGCUCAUUUAAAGGACAAGAUAAGUAGAGAAGAAAAGCAACUUCAGAGUCUUGUGGAAGCCGAUGGAGAAAAUUUAUCUGUUGGGGAAAAACAGUUAAUAUGUCUAGCUCGAGCACUUCUUCGUAAAAAUAAAAUUUUGCUUCUUGAUGAAGCCACUGCAUCUGUUGAUGUUGAAACUGAUUUUCUUAUUCAACAAACUAUUCAAGAUGCUUUUGGUCAUUGUACUGUUUUGACUAUAGCUCAUCGUCUUAACACUAUUUCUUCAUAUGAUCGCGUCAUGGUUAUGGAUGCAGGGAAGGUAAUAGAGUUUGAUUCUCCUAGUAAUCUUAUGAAUAUUGAGAAUUCUGUGUUCAGGCAGAUGAUGUUAGCAAUGGGAAUUUCAUCACUGCAGGAUAGUAAUACCAUUGGUAAAAUUAGUCAUUCAUAGUAUUAUAUUUUCUGACAGUGACAUUUUAAAACAAAUCCUAGGCAUUGUGCUUACAGUUGGAGUACUUAUAAAGAUGGCAAUCGUGCAAGUCAAGAAUUCUUUUAUUUAUUCUAAUAACAUGCAGCAUUAGUCAUUGAUGCAGAAUCAAUCAAGUGCUUUCAGUGUUGCCUAGUAGAAUUAAGAAUUUUGUAUUAGAUCUUCCUUUUAAGUACAAAGUUGCUACUCAGUGACCCCUCUUUUUCUGUUAGGUCAUAUGAUGUAGAAUUUCUAUAUUGAUAAAUGUUAAUGUCUUUUGCUGUUGUAUAAAAAGUGUCCAAUGAAUGCGGUUAUGAAGCAGUGUUAAACAUUUUUCAGUCAAUAAAAAUAACAGUGCGUGCCUUCUCUUCUGCACUCCAGAGGGUAGUAGUUCAGCAGUGCCUUGAAUUUUUGCUCACAAUAUCUGAAACUUCAUGUACGUAAUUAAUUUCUCAUUCAGUGCUUCACAUUGCAUAGUUCAUAAAAUAAAUUGGUAAACUUGCUGUAUGCAGAGGUACUAUAAAUUUCUUGUAUAUUUAGCUUUACAUUCACAACUUUUAAUCCACAUAAAUUUCUCAAAAUUUUAUUUUGCUGGAUUGAUCUUGUAUAGAAAUAUUAGAUAUUAAAUACCACAAACUGCCUCUUGCUUUCUUACAUUUGAUAAGUCCUCUAAGCUGUGAAGGUGGCCGUGAUGUCAUAGACAAAAGGGAGCAGAACGGUCAAAACAUCUUGUGACAACUCUUUACCAGAGAUAUUCAGCUCCUUUUCAACUCAUAGGUACAAUUGAAUUGUUGAAUAUCUUGUGCCUCUGUGUCUUAGUUUAAAUUGUAAUAGUAAUCUCAUACAAUUAUUUUUUUUAUUUUUCAAUACUGUUCCAUAACUGAAUGUAAGAGACUUUGUCGGAACCGAAUAGAUCUGCUUGAAGUGGCCACUUUGUAUUCAAACUUUUUCUUUCAGUAUGCUGGUUGUGUCAUAGUUGUAAUAGCUUUUCUAUAUAACUCUUUAAAAGAGUUUUCCUUUGUUUUUGUAAUGUGAGAUGGUCACUGGGCACUUAAGGAAAUUAAGCUCUCUGUCCAUCAUUGGAAAAUGCCUUAUUGGAAAUGUAAGGAUUGUUGUUGUGUUUAAAUUGUGAUUAUGUUCAAUAUAAUUGAAUGUGCUUUACUUUAGAAAGCAACAACAAAACCCAUUGAAUUGACUAAACUGUGGAAAGAAGUUAAUAAUGAAGUCCUCUCUCUUCCACUAUUUUCUCAGAUACUAAGUUUGAUAUAUAACAUUUACUGCAGUGCUAUGACAUCCUUUUGAAGGAAGAUACAAAGUGUUCCUUUGUUGAAAUAUUUUAUUGUUCCUCAUGUUAAAGCUUUAUUAUAAAACAAGUGUAGAUUAUAGUGUUCUAUGGCUUCCAGGUAAUAUUUGUUGUAUUUUUUGUUUAAUGAUUUGUUAAUAAUGGAACUCGCUUGUUUUCAUUUUUAAUUUUUUUUUAAUUAUACAAAUGCUUUUUAUAAGAUUAUUUGUAAUUAUUGUAAGAAAUCUUUAAUAUGAAGUGAAUGAAAUAAUUUCAAAUUUGUGCCCUUAAGAUUUUUUUUCAGUUAUGUAAUGUAUUAGAGUUCAUUGUGUUUCAGAAAUCUCAUAUCAUUGACAGCACUGCUCUCUUUGAUGAAAAAUAUUUGUUUUUAAAUCAUAUUUUAGGGCUCUGAAUUUUACCAUCCAUUGCAGACUGUAUUGUUAAUUAGUUAUAUGUGAAAAUCCAACUGUAAAUCAGAAAAAUUCUUGCAUUUACUUUUUAAUCUAUUCUGGAUUUGAAAUGCUUAUAUAAAUAUACAAUAAUGUUAGUUAAAAUUUGGUACAAAAUCUACAUCCUAAAAUUGAUGAGGUAAUGUAAAUUGAUGUUCUAUCUUUAUCAUGUUUCAAAGUUGUACUACAGUUUUCUGAACUUGUAUUGUUUGAGUGUUUGAUAUUUAUAUAAUAUUGAAGAUUUAAAAAAAAAAGAAAUUGAAAUACUAUUAUAAUUUUAAAAAAUCCAUGUAUCCAAAAGGGAAUGACGUUAGAGGUACUAAUUUUGUUAAAAAUUUAGUUUAACCAAAUUAUGGAAUGAAUGAACAUCAAAGGCUCUCGUGUGCAUUUUAUCUUUUUCAAAAGGAAAAUUGUUAUAUGUAUUAAAACUACCAGGUAUUGUUUCCGAAGCCCCAAGAAUUUUGUGUAUCUAGUUAAAAAAAGUUGCUAUUGUGUUUGCUUUAAAUAUAAAUCUCAAUAGUUUGAACAUAGAACUUGUUAUUUAUUUUGAAGCAGAGAAAAAUUAAAUUGUUUACUUUUGUACAACUGUUAAAUGUUAAGUGGUUUGGUAAUCUUGAAUAAAUUAGUUAUUGGUUCCCUAGAUAUGAUGAAUUCAAAAGGAAAUUUCUGAGGAAUGUUCUGGGUACGUCUUUUACAAUGUUUUUUAAAAUAGUGUAACAAAAUCUGAUGGCUUAUUUUUUUAUUCACAAAUAAGUUAAAUAUUUUUUUCAAAUGCAAUAUUAAAAUUUUGUAAAUACACUAGAAUAGUGUUUUUAUGUACUACAGAAAUACACUAGAUUAGUGUGUUAAUGUGGAGUUACAAUAAAAUUCAAUUUACUUUUGUCAAAUUAUUGGAGUAGUAAUUUAUGUCUAUAUAAUACGUUGCAGUUUUUGUUUUCAAACAUAAAUAAAGUAUACUACAGCUGAGAUCUUUUCUAUGUUAGAACAUUUUUAGGUGUUUUUGAGUUGUUGUGAAUUGUUGUUUUGAGUAUGUGAGCUUGUGUGUAGUUGUGUACAUGUAUGCUGUUACAUGUGUAUGUGUAUGCAGCUGCAUGCACAUAUGAAUAUAUGCAUGUGGCUUCCUGCAUAUCUGCAUGUGAUGGCACACGUGUCUUUUUUCCAAAAUUUCAGUUGAUAAUAUUUAACUGAUACAUGAUGUUGUUCUUAAAUUUUGAUAUCUUGUUUCACUUAAUAAUUUGAAACCUAUAAUUAGUUUUGACUGGUGAAAUUAUUUGGAAUUAGAAAUUUAAUACGGAACACAAUGCAAUUAAAAUGACAAUAGACAAAAUAGAAAUUCCUUGAGAUGCAAUGUCCUGAAAUAACUAUGUGUAGUUCAUUGAAGCUUAUUGAACUGUUUAUGUUUAUUGUAUUAACUGCCUGUCUGGUUGUAUAAAUUAUAUAGAGUUAAAUUGUUAAAUUAAUCUUUUAUAUUAUUAUUACUACCUGAAAAAUGGAGAUAGAAAUGCAGAAAAAACAAAUUAAUGUUACUGGUAUUCUUCUUGAACUCAUUUUGGUUUUUAUGUGAACAUGUAAGAUUUUUCAGGCCAUGUGUUUUCUGAAAAACAUAUUUUGUCAUAUCGAGAGAACUGUAAUUCUUUCCAAUGGACUUAAUGAUCAGCGUAUGUAGAGGUGAAGUAGCAAUUUAACAAGGAUCUGGUUGUAUUUUCAGGUCAUGCAGGCCUGUAAAAUGUGUACCUGAACUAAUUAAAGGUUUUCUAUAAUUUAAAAAUGGUAAACAUUCUGAAAGCUUUGCCAGGAUAUUCAUUGUGUCAACAAGUAACUGCCAAAGACUUAAACAAAUAAUUUUGAUCAGUAUGUAAACUUUGAGCACUGUUUAUAUUUUUGAUGUUUUUGAAUAUGGUAUUAAGCCUGCUUUACCUGAAGAAGAUUUACUCCAAUUUUUCUGGGUUGUGUGUGCUUGUCCAAAUAUAUGGAAGAGAACAUUGAUACACAAGACAUCAGCUUGAUAAUGUCACCCUACUGUUAUUGUUAUGUCAAGUACAGUGCAACAGAAAAGACUCCUCAGUGUCACCUUGCUUGCAACAAACAUUUUGUUGGUAGCAGUAUGAAACCAAAGAAAAAUUAAAUACCGACUCAUCACAAUUAUAGCAGGUGCUGGAAGUGUUGUUCCCUUCACUUCUUUCCCAGUGAUCUGUUUACUACCAACAUAAAUGCAAUUUUUAAUGGGAGACCCUGUCUCAGCCCAGUGCGGAGAGACUUUCCUGGUACACUACACAUUCCAUUGUUAAAUGUACAUGUACAAGUAAAUAUUUUAUAUCGCAAAUCAUUUGUUGCGUAAUCUUUAACAAUGACUGAAAACUCUGAAACAUGAUAGAAUGCACACAUUCAAAUUUGUAAUUUCAAAUUUAUUUCAUAAUUUACUGAAUUAGAUUGAAGCUUGCCAACGGAAGGAAAAACUGAAGUAAAAAGUGCUAUGAAAUAAGAUUGGAAUGUAGAUAAAAGUAUGAUAAUGAUACUGGUUUGUACAUAGAAAAUAAUUUGUACGAUUUUCUGUUAGGAAGUUUGUUCAUUCUUUAUAUAUUUAUACAGUCGUCCAUUUCAAAUAUCUCAUUUUGAUAAUUUGAGCCGAGAUAACUUGUUUCUAGAAGUCAAUCUUCGGUCAACAUAGUUCAUGUUUGUUGUCGUCUGAUGACAAAACUGCUGACUAACCUUCUGUAUUAACUUUCUUUUUCCUCCCAUAAUUCUGAACUGAAAUAUGUUUAUGUGCUUGGAUCUUGUGAAGGCAGGUUCACCGGAGCAGUUGUACAAAUUGUUUCCCUGGGGAAAUUGGAGUAAAGUGUGUGAAGUAGGUGAUAAUACCAGACAUGAUAAUUAUACAGAUUUUUCUGUAUUAGCUUUACAUAUCGUAGUACUUAUUUUAAUGUACAACAUUUUACAGUCGAAAACCUCAUAGAUAAGUAUUAGUUUAGUGUGCUCGGCAUUGUUUAAUGUUGUUUUUAUGGGUAAUAAUGUGAUCUUUAUUCCUCCACUGUGUUAAUGAAUUUCUAAUAUAAAAGAAAGUACAUUUUCAAUUGUACUCAAUAUUGUUGAACUGGAAUUCAUUUAUGUUAGGUUCAGAACUUUAAACCAGUGUUUCUCAACCCUUUUAAUGUGUCUAUGUACCUUAUAAGGAAAGUGUUUUUUGAAUGGUGUUACUUUUCUACGCUUUAAUAAAAUUGUCUUAAUAUGUACACAUGACUAUGCGAAUUCAGAUUACAAUUUUGAUACAGAAUUUUAGGUCAGUGAUUGUAAUUUCAAAAUUAAUACCAAAAGUUUAAUGUUACUGGCAGAGAAAAGUAAUAAAGAUUUUAUUACUUGUCUUAUUUCAUUGACAUUUUGUAAAGGAAUUAGUUAACACAAUCUGAAGUUAAUUGGUAACACUUGACGUGAAAUCUAUACGUUUGUACUUCUCUACAAGAAUCAGUCAAUUGUGAACACGUGACAUUCCAGUGCACCUAUAAAGUGGUACCAUAUGCAUGUUAUAGCAUUAACAAAUGAAAUAUUUACUUUUGAAUGGUUUCUUCUAUGUUUUCCGAAAGUCAUCUGUGUUUUGUGCCAUGCAGCCUUUAAGGUAUUCUCAGGUUUGUAGAGAGAAUAAUUUCUUGGUUGAGAGACACUGUUUUAAAGAAAUGAAAAUGUGGAAAAUUUAGAAAAAAAUAUUUCAGAAAGUUUCAAUUAUACUUGUAUGUUAAUCAACAUACAAAUGAUACUUAUGUACUUGUGUUCAAAUAUGAUCAUCUCUCUCCCUUGUUGUUUCUGCUUGAAGAAAUCAUUUUCCAGUAUUUGUAGAGAAAGUCAUGUUAUUGUUGAAGAUCAGCAUAAGUUUUCUUCUAUUGUGAUGAUUCAUUAUUUUGUUUCAUAAGAUGUUUAUUGAUAUGAAUUUUGCUUUAAAGUGCUUAAUGGAGGCUUACAUUUGCAGCCAUUAUAUAUAUUUACUCUGUGUUUUAUUUACUAUAUUACUGUGUGUUUUCUUGGCCUACAUAGACCACUUUCAUUGUUAUAAUGUGCAAAGGAAUGGAGUGAUACAGUGCCUUGAAAAUUUUAAAAUGUUGUUUUGUUUAUCUUCAAAAGCUUGUUUAUUUAGUUUACAUUAUUUUCCAGUAUUAAUUUGUGAGGCUUUAAAUUAUCUCCUGAGAAUUGUUAUUGGAAUGAAUAUGUAGAUAAUACUUUAAUAAAUGUUGAAAGUAGCUUUGUUAGAGUUUUGUAGGUUGUGAUUGAAUGUGAAUAAUUGUAUUGUAUUUAUUCCCCAUAUUUAUAAAUAUAAGAGACAACUAAUUAUGCUAAGUUUAGUUAUGCAAAUUGUAACAAAAAUUAAUGUUUUUGGGUAUUGAAUUUUCAUUCUGUUUAGUUUUUGAGUAUCCAGAAAUUUGUAGAAUGAUGAGUAUUGUGUUAUGUGAAGGUAGUUUUGAAGGAUGCAUUCAGAUGCAAUUGCACAAAACUUGGAAGAAUUCAAAACUUAAUGAAAAGUUGUUUUUAAGGGCCUUAUGAUAUUCAAUUAAAAUAAAUUUAUUACUGAAGAGAAACAACAUCUAAUUGUUGUGUUCAAUAAAACAUACAUUUUGAAUUAAUUUAAGGGAGGUCAUUGAAGAGGUCAAAUUAUAUAUUUGACUUACGUUGUUUCUCUUUAUAUUUAAUAUGUGAUUCAGUCUGAAUUCGCUAUUCUUUGUGCUUGCUAAUAGGUUAAUGAUAAUACUGUUGUCUAAAAUCCACAAAUUUUUAAGUCAUUCCAUGUUCUUUUUUUUUGUCAAUUGAAGUAAGAAAUGUAUUGUUUUGUGUUUUUGUUACAAAUACAAAAUUCCUUUCUGAAAUAUAUUUG
Gryllus bimaculatus (two-spotted cricket) is the source of this 11040-nucleotide messenger RNA. The record is from the annotation of a GenBank genome assembly. NCBI's taxonomy places the organism in Eukaryota, Metazoa, Arthropoda, Insecta, Orthoptera, Gryllidae.